GAUGCGUACUGUGCGGAGCAGGCUGGGAGGGACGGCACAGAACCAAACGUCAGACACAAGGCAUUGUGUUCUAAGGGUGCCAUAAACUGUUGCUUUAUUUAAUGUGGGACGAUACAGCACAAGACGUCAGACAGCAAGGCAUUGUGUUCAAAGGGUGCCAUAAACUGCUGCUUUAUUUAAUGUAUUUUCGCAGAACAAGACUGUGACAGGGGCCGUGGCUUCCUGGGUGUGCUGGUUCAAGCUUGGUGCCUGCCGGGAGGUGCCUACAGGGCCACCAAGGCUAAUAUUGGUAAGAAACCCGCCCACCAUUUGUCCAGCCAGGUAAUUUGCACAGUCUGAUGUAAUAGGCGGUAACUGUGACGUGUCACCCACAACAACAACACAGGUCUGUCAGGUCAGUGGUUAACCUUACUGUUUAUUUAUUGUUAAGCCUCGCAUUUCAUGUUUUUGCACCUCGUUAGGAAUAUAUUGAUGUGACUCAGCAUUCCACGGUGCCACAAGCGCUCCAAGCCUCCACCACAAAACUCUUACUAAUUAACCAUGACAGGAAUUAUAAAGACGUUAAAAAAAUACACUUAACUAAUGUUAUCAGCCGAGGUGGAGGCAGCCUUCCCCAUUUGUCCGCCAAUAUCUGCUUCAUUUCUCACUUAUUGUAAGCCUACCACGUCACUAAGUGGAGCCCCAUGACUAGGCUUUCAUAUCUGCUAGCUAGAUACAUCCGCCAUUGCCUCAUUUAGUUACGAUGGAAGAAUAACAGGCAAAAUAGCGGCCGUUCUCUCUACUGUCAAGGGCCGCCAUGAUGCCUGGCUACCUCUGCCAACCUGAUUCAACCUGUGGGUUCCAAAAUUUUUUUGGUAUUUUUCUUAACUUCUUUAAUCUGCUCGUAUAGCAUGUUUUUAUGGUUUAUAAAAAUAAUUAUUUGCUUUAGAAGUGUUUUCAUUGCAUGUGUUGAGUUGUGUUCAAUUUUGUGUUGCUUUACGAAAAUGUGGGGAGUUUUUUGGCAGUAUUUUGACAAACUUGUUUUUUUAUUUCACGCUCUAAUUACGUCUUUUGUGUUUCUAAAAAUUGCUUAUGAUUUUUAAAGUGUUUUUUCGUUCCUGUUGAGAGAAAUAAGUGGACUUUAAAAAUGGUUUAUGGUCCUGUUAAAAGUUGUGAUUACAACACUUUUUAUGUUAUUGUUUCUCUAUUUCAGCUUGUAACUAACUUUUCAUUGCUUGAAAAAAUAGUUCGUAUGUUUUAAAGUGUUUUAUCUUGUUGUUGAGUGAAAAUGGGUGGACUUUUCAAUGGUUUUUAAUCGUAUUUAGGUUCCAACACUUGUUUUUUACACAAUUUCGGUUUCAUUUGUUUACUUCUUGUUCCAAGUAACUUUUGAUGAUGUAAGAUGAUAGUUUAGAUUUUUUAAAAUUUUUUACGUUCCUGAAAAUUCAAAUGUUGGGGACUUUUCAAUUAUUUAAAUGGGGCCGAAUAUUUCAACAUUUUUUCCAUAAUUCAUUUGGAUAUUUUUUAAAUACUACUCAGGCUGGAGCUGUUAUAAUAUUGUGAAUAUUAGUCAAAGUAUUUGUCAAGUCAGAAUAUAUAAGGCAUUCGGGCCUAGCUCCAUUUUUUCGAGGGGUCAAUUUCAAAAUGAAAUCUGUUACGGUACGUAAAUUAGCCGUGACGUCACGGCCGCCAUCAUGGACCCGGGACCUUGAUCGGCUCCGCUGUCUCCUCGGUAAUAUUUAUCGUAUUUUGCAGUGUUUUCCAGGUGUUUCCAAGUGUUUCUAAACUCAGACGUGUAGAUAAGAGUAGAAUGAGUAAGAAAAUCAGAGAAAUAGAGGAGAAAGAGGAAGGGAGAAGGAAUAGAGGAGGUGGUAAAACAGAAAAAUGCUAAGAAAACAAUAUUUAGGUUAAUUUUCCCUGCUGCCCUGUCUGUCUUUUUAGUAUUUGUCUUCCGUGACAGUGCUUUCAGUAUAUUUGGUGUGUUUAGGGGGUGUUGGAGUGUGUCUGGAGGUGUUUAGGUAGUGUUGGAGUGUGUGUUUUAGGGAUUUGGUGAUGUUUGAGUCAAUAUUUAGCGUUCCUGGUGUGUUUUGGGGUGUCUUAGGCUUGUUUAGAAGUGCUUUAAGUGUGUUUUGGACUGUUUUCAAUGUUUUGGGAUGUUUCAAGUGUAUUUUGGGAUGUUAUGGAUGAGUUUGGAUGUGUUUUGUGUGGAUACGGGUGAGUUUUGGGUGCAUUUGUAGGUAUUUUAGGUCAGUCUGGGUGUGUUUUGGGGUGUUUUAAGUGUGUUUUGGACCGUUUUCAGUGUUUUGGAAUGUUUUAAGUGUGUUUUGGGAUGUUGUGGAUGAGUUUGAGUGUGUUUUGGGUAGGUACGGUGUGUUUUGGAUGCGUUUUAAGUCAAUUUGGGUGAGUUUUGGAGUAUUUUAAGUGUGUUUGGGGAUAUUUUGGUACACUUUCGAUGUGUUUAGGAUGUUUUUUGUGCGUUUAGGAGUGUUCUGGGUAUGUUUAAGGUGUUUUAAGGUGUUUUAGUGUGAUUGGAGUUGCUUUUGGGGUGUUUUGGUUAUGUUAUAGGCAUGUUGCAGAUAGGCAUUGGGUCUUUGAAGGUAGAAGUGGUGUGCUUGAGGUAAAAUAAAAGAUUCUGGGGUGUUUUGGGGAGGGGCUGUGAUAAUAGAAGCAUGUCAGGGAUAUUAUAGCGUGUGUUGUGAUAUAUGAAAGGAGGGAAAGUGUGUGUGUGUGUGUGUGUGCUUGAAGGAAGAAAGGGGUGGUGUUUACGGGUCUGGGAUGGGAAAACAAGUGAUUUGUUUUGUAGCCUUCAGAAAAAAAAUAUUAAGAAAGUUUUUACAGUGGGAAAAUUUUGGUGGUGAGGGAGAAAAUGACUGAAAUAUUACCUCAAAUUUAACCUAACGUGGUGGAGCUUCACACUUCUCAGCUGCCCCUAACCAAACCAAGCCUAACCCAAAGAAGCCUACCCUAACUUCUGUCUGGUGCUUCCUCCUCCCCAAGAAUGGCUAUCUCGUGUCUUAAUCCCAAGCUAGCCUAACCAAACUUUACCUAACGUAACCUAAGCAAUUCUAACCUAGCCAAACCUUACCUAAGCAAGCCUAACCUAGCCAAGCCUUACCUAACCUAACCUCACCUAACCUAAAGAACCCUAGCCAAACCUAACAUAACCUAGCCUAGCCUAACCUAACCUAACCUAACCUAAGUAAACAAAGCAUAGCCAAACCUUACCUAACCUAUCCUAACCAAACCUAACCUAACCUACAUCAUCUUCCCUCAUCACUUCCCACUUAACCAAACCUAAUGUAACUUUCAGAGCAAUGGCAACCCUCCGAUCCUGCAAGCAAGUUGGCGGCAGCGAUGGCGGUGGGGGUGGCAGUGGUGGUGAGGUGGAAGGCAGGGACAGAGGGGCAGUACAGGCUGCGGACAUCAAGGAGAAGAAGAACACGCGGACAAGCAAGGUGGUAUUCGGCAGUCUGAUCCUGGACCUGCUCGGCUUCAUGGUGGUGCUGCCUCUGAGUCCUGCUCUCCUUGACUAUUACUCCAAGCACGACUCCAGUGGCUUGUAUUCCUCUCUGCUCUCCUCUGUUACUUAUUACCAGCAUAUCAUCAGCAUCCCUGCGAGGCACUGAUUGGCAUGGCAUUCAGCGUAGGCUUCACCAUCAGGCCAACUGUAGGGACCGUGUUCUCCCACUGGGAAAGUACUGGGUGGUUCUCGGCCUAAGCUGUCUACACACUCACUCUCGCUGUGGCUAACAUAAUAUUCUUUGCUGUCUUCUUCCAGGAAUCGCUGCCUGAGGGCCUAAUGAUGAUGAUUCCUGCUUUCAUCCUCAUCGGGGCUAGCGAGACCAACCUGGGGCUGUACUCUGGACUGAUGUUGUAUGCCAUAGGUUCCUCUAUGAUGGUGCCCUGCCUCACUGCCCUCGCCUCCUGUCACGGCGCGGCCUCUCACAAGGGUACCCUGCUAAACUUGAGAAGGAUAAUCAACACAAAGGUGAUUACAAAGCGUUCAUGGAUGACAUGAUUACAAAGGGUUAUGCAGAGGUUGUACCGACAAAGGAUUUAGUUAGGAAUGAUGGUAAGGUCUGGUACAUUCCAUAUCAUGGAGUCUAUCAUCCAAGAAAGACAAAGAAGUUGAGAGUUGUCUUUGACUGUAGUGCAAAUUACAGGAACCAGUCAUUAAACCUGUUACAAGGCCCAGACCUUACCAACAAACUUAUUGGAGUGUUGUGUAGGUUUAGGCAAGAAAGCAUUGCACUUAUAUGUGAUAUAGAAGCAAUGUACCAUCAAGUGAAGGUCAACCCAGAACACAGAGACAUGUUAAGAUUCCUUUGGUGGGAAAAUGGUGACCUUAAUAAUGAGAAAGCUGAAUACAGGAUGACAGCUCACCUGUUUGCAGCUACAUCAUCUCCAAGUGUAGCCAACUUUGCACUUAAGAAAGCUGCAGAUGACUACGGGUGUGGAUCUGAUGCAGCCAAGUUUGUAAGAAACAACUUUUGUGUUGACGAUGGUUUGAAGUCAGUAGCUACAAUGGAUGAAGCUGUUACUCUUAUUCAGCAGAGCAAAGAAUUAUGUUACAAGGGGGGUUUUAACCUUCAUAAGUUCUUGUCAAACAACAAAGAUGUAUUAGCUGCAAUUUCUCCUCACAAGAGAGCAGAUGGAAUUAAAAGUUUGGAUUUUAGUAAGAAUGAAGACACACUGCCUAUAGAAAGAACUUUGGGAGUUGAGUGGUGCAUAGAAUCUGAAAAAUCUGAGAGAGAGAGAAUAAUAUUGAAUCGUAUUACUUUUUUCUAUGUACUUUAAAAACCUCCCAUUAUGCAGUUUUAAAGCGCAAAUAAGCAAAAUAAAUGAGUAGAUAGAUUAGCGUGUGGUGAGGGGCUACUGCGAAUUGAGAAUGGUGAUGACAAGCUAGUGUAGAAAUAUGGUGAUGAAUGGUGAGGUGUUGUGUUGUGGUCAUUGGUGAAUUUAAAACUAGGUAAUGAGUCGAAUAAAUAUAGCUCUCUCUCUCUCUCUCUCUCUCUCUCUCUCUCUCUCUCUCUCUCUCUCUCUCUCUCUCUCUCUCUCUCUCUCUCUCUCUCUCUCUCUCUCUCUCUCUCUCUCUGUGUGUGUGUGUGUGUGUGUGUGUGUGUGUGUGUGUGUGUGUGUGUGUGUGUGCGGUAAGAAAGAAAAGGUUACUUUUUUUUUUUUUUUUUUUUUUUUUACUCCCAAAAUGUUUAACAGCUGGUAAUGAUACUUUAAUUAUUCCACUUAAUUUAAUAUGGUUUCACACUGCCAAAAAAAAAAAAAGUAAUAAUAAUAAUAAUAAUAGACAAUUUAAAAACACUUCUUUGCGUUUCAGUUGUAAUUGGUUUUUUGUUUACAUAUACGAGGAAAAGUAACAAAUUAUUAACGGUUUCAAUAAUGAUAAUAUUAGACGUAAUUUAAAAAGUAAUUUUAAUUGCACUUGGUUCGUUUUUUUUUUUUUUUUUUUUUCUUUUUUUUUUACAUAUAUAUAUAAAUGUUUGUAGAAUUGUACAUGAAGUAUUGUCUUUAUAUUAAUGUUGGAUGUGUGUUUGCAUAAAAAAAAAAAGGGGGUUUGGAUAAAUUCUUGUUUUUUAUAUAAACGUAUAGGAUUACAAUUUAGUUUUUACGCAUGUCUUUUAUGGGUUUUAAAUAUUUUCAAUGAAUUUCUUGUCUAAUUAUUUACAUUCCGCUGUUUUAUUUUUAUAAUGUGUCUUGUUUUUAUUUUGUUGCUAUGUCAGGUUUUUAUGAGUUUGUGUUUUGUUUUUAUGCAACAGAUUUUAUUUUUGAUGAUAUAAUUUCAAUAUUGUAGUUGCAAAAAUUUCCUCUGUAUAUUUGUAAUUUGGACUAUUUUUUAAUGUGUUUAUUGGUGUGUACUUCCCUGUGGUCAAUAAAUCAAUCAAUCAAUCAA
Messenger RNA from Scylla paramamosain (green mud crab), 5884 nucleotides. RefSeq names its product major facilitator superfamily domain-containing protein 10-like. Lineage: Eukaryota; Metazoa; Arthropoda; Malacostraca; Decapoda; Portunidae. The record is from RefSeq and is a predicted model, not a curated record. The coding region runs from base 3294 to 3605 and encodes 103 amino acids. The transcript has 5 exons.